AUGUCGAACAACACCAGACUCAGGAAAAGGUCGUCCGCUCCUCUCUCAGAAGAGUCAUCAUCGCGUCCUCCUUCUCCUACCCAGCAGCAGCAGCCCUCGAAGCGCCCACCUCAAGGCCCCGCUCCUGCACUUCCAAUCGGUGUCCCUGCAGCUGUAGCUGUGACCCAACAAGUUGUUUACACCGCUUUGAGCAUGGAUGAGGACGAGGAGCAGGAGGGUGAAACCGAUGAAGAGGACGUGGAGGAGGAUGAAGGCGACGAGGAUGAUGACAAUGAUGAUGAUGAUGAGGAGGAGGAGGAGGAGGAGGAGGAGGAUGGGACCGAGAGUGAGGAACAGGAUGACAGCCAGGACGAAGACUACGAGGACGAAGAGGAUAACGAGGACAACUGCAAGAGGCGAAAAGAUUUCGACAAGAACCGCAGGGAGUACGAGAACGACAUGCUCCAUCGGCAACGCGAGCAAGAAGGGGAGAGCGACGUUCAUGCGGACGAUGAAGCCUCAAGUCAGGAAGAUUCGAGUCAGGGGAGUCCGAGUCAGGGACACCCUGCGGCGGCGGCGACGGCGCCAGUGACAGUGAUUGAUGAGGAGGAGGUGGAGGAUGGGGAGGAGCCAGAGAUGUUGGAGACUGUUGAGGAGAAUUACCAGCGGUUUUAUUCACAUGGCGAUUUUGAUGGAGAUGACUCGAGUUCGGCUAUGGGCGGCGCAGGAAGCACCAAUAGUAGUUCUAGGAGCAGCAGCAGCGACAACGAUAGGAGAGACGACAACGGCCGUUAUGGCAAUGGUGUCUCUGCGUCGUCAUCGUUGUCAUCAUCGGCAUCGACACCAAAGGUCCGGUCGAGGUAUACCAGUGGGCUUGCGGGUGGUGGUGAACAGUUCAGGAACCAUACGAUUCAGGAACCUCUCCCUGGGACUUUGCAGACAUGCCUGAUCGAGAUUGACUCUCUGCCACCAUCCGAAAAUGGCGAAGAGGAGGCCCCCAGAGUGCGAUACCACCCUGAGCAUUUUAUCGUCCGUGAGCGGAUCAACGACAUGUACCGGCUCCUGGCGCACAACGAGAACUUUUUGGAUGAGACACCACCAUCUUCACCAACGUCACCAUUGUCGGCAUCACGAAUCCUCGCCCUCUCGCAGGCACUCUCUCUCGCCGGCCGAUCGCUGAAUACUGUCUCAGACUUGAUGGAUCUCCUUGUCAGGACAUACCUCCCUCAGUUCUGGCUCUACCGCGCCAAGAACAAACACCUCAACCGAUUCGCACGGAAACAGCCCAAGAACCCUCGUCCUCGAGAGAGCACCCUGCUGGCGACGUGUGUCGAUUGUGGGUUCAAGUUCGAGAAGACGCCCGUGUUUGCACCUCCGGCAACGGUGCGGAAGGUGGAUAAUGAGAAAAGAGCGGUGGAUAAUAAGAAGCAGGGACGUGGUAGUAAGAAUACGAGGGCGGCGGCUAAGGAGAGGGCGUUGAUUUCUGCGACGUUCUUGCGCAAGUAUUAUCAGGACCGGUUUCCGGGCGCCGGGAUUCACUACUGGAACAGUCAUCUUACCCCGCAAGAUGUGGACGAUAUCUUUAACAAUAAUCGGCAGGAGGAUGAUUAUGAUGGGAAUCUUGAUCAUUUUGGGUUGAAGGAGGAGGGGCAUCAUGUGGAUUGUCCGACGAACUUUUAUUCGACUUCGGAGAAGGCGACAAAGCUGCACUUUGGAUGGGACUUGGCUGUGGGGUAUCAGCAUUCUGGUGUUCCGAGGUUCCCUAAUCCGCAACGCACCGCCCCUCCACCACCACCACCAUCACCUUGCCCUCCUCAACCUCACUGUCAUUCUUUGGCGCCACCUGGAAUGCCAACCCCAUCGCCAUCUCCAAGAUCCUCACCACCUCGAACACCAAAGCCAGGCUCGGGCACUCCUCCACCUCAACACCAACAACACCCGCACUCAAGACCACAUACCUACUAUCCAUCCCGGUCCCUGAUGGCCUCCUUUUGCCACCUCCUCCCACGAGACCUGGAUCUCACCACCAACGAUCUCCGAAAAUUGUUCACCUAUUUCGUUUGGCACCCCUGGUUCGAUUGCGACUUUCAGGCGAUCACGAUUCGACGAGGGUACGAGGAGUUGUGGCCCUUGUUCCUGUUACGGGAUGAGGAUGAUGAGGUGACGGAGCAAGAGAAGCAGGUCGAGAACGGAAAUAUCUUUGAAAUCAAGAAGAAGAAACGACUUGAGGCGGCGUUGAGGAAACUCGAGACAAAGAAGAACGGUAGCAAGAGUGCCUCCAAACGGAAACAGAAACUUCCAAUGGCCCCAAAAGCUCCAGAGCCACCUCUAACACCAGCAUACAUCGAAUACAAGCGGCAAACCCAGAUGGAAACCCGGUUCACGACCAGUUUCGAGCGUGGGUUGAGUAACCAUGGCGUGAUCCGGACGAUCAGAAACCGGAGCCUGGAAGAAUAUACUCGUGUAGCCCGGCAGGUUCGGUGGGGAUGGGUGUUUGGGCCACGGCUCCGUCAGCAUCAGAGUCAGGAUCUGGGACAGAAUCAGGAUCUGGGCCAAGAUCUCGGGCAUACAGCAGCAACAACACCGGCGGCACCACACAUCACCCACUUUGAAAAAAAUCCAACAUACCCGGGAUCGAUCCACAUCUUCACAGCCAACGACCGGACGUUAGUCGAAAAGGGCGGGAAACUGUAUUUCGAGCCAGACGAGUGGUACCCUGUAGAAGAAAUCCCCCGAUUCCAGAACACGGCCUGGACACGACCAGAGCGCGCGGAUGCAUUGGACAGGUUGAAGAGGGAGGUGAAGGAGUGGUGGAAUAGGGAUGCGGAGGUUCAGAGGAAGAAGUUGGGAUUUAUGUUGCCAGAGUUUGCAAGAGUCCGGAGGUGGCCGGCGGGAAUGUUAGAGAUGGUUGCUGGCAAGUUGGUGUUUGAGGUGGACAAGUCGGCUGUAGAAAAGGAGGAGGAAACUGAGACUUUGGUGGCGCAAACCAGGACUCCGGCAAGGGCAACAACCAAACUACCACCAGCAAAGACAAGGCAGGCGAGAGUUAGGACUGUCAACAGGAGGGGAGCCUAUAUGGAUAUCGAUUAUUCCCCUUCGACUUCCACCACCGAUCGAUAUCGACCAGUCACUAGAUCGGUGAGGACUGCCAGGUCAACAGUGGCAGCGGCACCAGUUAGGAAUCAGAGCCAAGUUCAGGACAUGGACAUGGAUGUUGAGAUGACCACUACCAGCACUUCCAGAGCCCGUGCAGUGCCGCCAUGGGAACCCAGCACUAGGUCGGGACGAGGUCAGCAGCAACCAUCGCAGCCACAGCAUUACCAGGUCCGUACGCCUGGUACGACCGCUAUCAGCACCUCAAGUCCUCGAACGCAGCUAAAUUCAGUCCAGCCACAUUUCAUGACAGUAAUCCCAUCGACCAACACCAACACCAAUGUCAAUACUGUCGCAAGACCUAUGGCGGUUGCAACAGGACUUCCCACUACUUUUUCGUUGGCUAACUUCAGUACAGGAGCAGGACCUAUGACGACAUCAGCGAAACCUCCCACCACUUUACCAUCGUCCAGGGUCAAUACUGUCGCAAGAAAAAUGGUGACAGUAGAGCCUCCUUCCACGACAUUCCCAUCGACCAACCUCAACACUUUCCCAUCGACCAACACCUAUAUCAAUACUGUCGCAGGACUGAUGGAGUCAGCGGGACCUUUCGCCAGCGCUUGUGGCAUCCAUGCAACAAAUGUGGACAAUUUUAUUUCCAACCUCACCAACCCCAAGGCCGACUUUUGGGAGAUUUACAAUCAGUAUAUGCAAAGUGGCGGAAGUUACGAGUUUAUCCCAGUGGACAAUAAUGCGGCUCAAAAACAGGAUUUGGUUUCCACUGCUGCCGCCGCCGCCACCCCCACUGUCGCGCAGUCCCAAUCACUUAACUCUUUGCUUACUCCGGGUGCGCUCUUGGCUCAGUAUUAUUCUUCCCAUCCGGCGGAGCCUACUAUGGGGUUUCAAGGUAUUUUGCCUGGGCAAGCUACUAUCGCUCCUACUCCCUAUUUUUCAGUGAGUGGCCAGCAAAACAAUGGCAUGAACGAUAUGAGCCAGUUCUUGAACAUGGGUGCGAUGAGAGAUGCUAGUAUUGACAAAUCGCCAUCAAGUCUAAAUGGGAACGAUUUGAAAGGCGGGUUCGCAAGGAUGAAAAUUGGAGAUAGGUUGAUGAUGAUGGACAUUGAGGUGGAUGAGGAUCCUAAGGUGACACGAUAG
Molecule: messenger RNA, 4227 nt
Organism: Linnemannia hyalina
Lineage: Eukaryota; Fungi; Mortierellomycota; Mortierellomycetes; Mortierellales; Mortierellaceae
Source: the annotation of a GenBank genome assembly